CGAGAGUAGAUGAGUUUGCCCUAGUUCAAUAGCCAUGGGCCUCCGACAGCGGGGGCAGGAAGAGGAGUGGGAUGGCAAUGGUGAGGAGGUGAAGCCCAACCAGGUGGAUGAUGCAGAGUGUAAGGCCAAAGACUGUCACAAACACGAGCAUCAAAAUCUCCGCUGCAGGAGAUUUCUAGCUUCUCCACAGUGGAAAUGCUUCACCCUUGUAGUGGUCGGAUUCACGCCGGUCUUCGGUGUGAUCUUAGCGAUGCCACACCUGCUGGCAGAGCUCCAUGUAGAGCCUCACACGUGGUCCUAUUGGCUGCACUACGGUUUCGGCUCCUGGAUAUCCAUUCAGUUCCUCUACAACUUCCUCGCGACCCAGUGGCGGGAUCCUGGCAACUGCAAGAGUAUCAAGCCGUCACAAGAGGUCACUGGGCAGUUCGAGCUGGGUGGCGGUGACGAUGCGCCCCGGCUUUUGUACGCCCCCAAUUGGUGCACGAAGUGUUCAAACUGGAAGCCUCCACGGUCGCAUCAUUGCAGCUCGUGCAAUCGGUGCAUCCUGCGCAUGGACCACCAUUGCCCUUUCACCGGCAACUGCAUCGGUGCGUUUAACCAUGGGCACUUCGUGCUUUUUUACAUUUUCGCGUUCAUCGGAUUGACCUACUCCUUGGUCUUGUCCCUGAUGGCCGCCUACACCACGGACCAUGCCUCCAGAUGGACCGAGCUGAUCCUUCCCAAGUACAAGGAGCACAAGGACACGGUGGGCAAACACUUCAUGACGGGUUUGACCGGUGUCGCCGUGUCCAUCAUUCUGGAAGUCCUCCGCCGGAAGGGCUGGGAGGUGAUGAUUCAGCUGGCUGCCAGCGUGUUGGCAUUCAUUCCGGUUCUGGGCACCGGGGUUCCGGCCUUCCAGAUGGCCUGGUUCAACACCACCACGAUGGAGAGGCUUUUUCCCAUGAAGGAAUAUGUCCAGCUGAAAGCGCAGGUCUAUUGCCCACUGGGCCCUGGAUUCUACCGGCAGAGCGGCAGGGAGAAUCUGAAGAUGAUCUUGGGCAAAAGGUGGUGGAUCCGGCUGCUUUUCCCCGUUCCUGGACAGCUGGACAUGGACCUCUUCCUGGCGCCGCCUCCCAGCCAAGCAGGCAGCCAGGCUUUGCUCCAGCGCAUUGAACAGGUGAAGGAGAACGGAGUGAAGCAGGAGGUGAAGCAUUGCCAAGACCUGGGCUUUGACCCGGGCCCUAGGCCUGAGCAGUCUGUGUGAGUGCCAAAGCAGCACCGACUCGUCACUCGGGUGGUUCACCGGGUGUGUGGGAUCGACGGAGAGCUGAAAAUGGCACGAAGAGCAAAGCGUUUUCCUUUGGAGGCUUACAGAACUCCACCUUGGAUUCUUUGGUCUCCAUGCCGGGUCCAACAUUUUGGUAGGGUUCUCCAAGCUAGAGGUUCUCAUUUUUUCACGGGGAUUUGACCCCUUGGCUCACACACCCAGUGAUUGAGCCACAUGGAUCUACAUGGAUUGCCAUGGGCAUCUGGUCACGUCACACUGCCAACGCAGCAGCUCCCCCAAAUCGGGGAGCGAUCGAU
Molecule: messenger RNA, 1563 nt
Organism: Durusdinium trenchii
Lineage: Eukaryota; Dinophyceae; Suessiales; Symbiodiniaceae
Source: the annotation of a GenBank genome assembly